AUUUCAAAAUUUAGAACGUUCCCGUCGUCCUCCUCUCUCUCCCAGAGGCGGGAGCAGAAGGCGAUAUGGUUGUCAUUUCCAAUACUCCGGCGGACGCAAGUACCACCUCAACGUCCUUAGAUGAUCCUCUUCUCCCUUGGCUCUAUUCAGUUAAGAAAGCAAUCGAGUCUCAAAUCGCAUACGGGGGUGAAAACAGCGAAGCUCUUGAGCGAAUUGCUGUAGACUGCGUUCAGACCUUCAAAUCAGACCCUCGGUACCAAAAUGACGCCAGAUUUCUCCAGAUUUGGUUUAUCUAUAUGGAAUUCAGUUCAGAUUAUGACAGCGUUUUCCGAGAAAUGUUGCAGUAUAAGAUUUGUUUAUCAAAUAGUUUGCUUUAUGAGAAGUAUGCACUGCUUCUGGAAGCGAACUGCAGGCUGACUGAUGCUUUAAUGGUUUACCACUUGGGCAUUUCAAGGAAUGCAGAGCCACUAGGCAGGUUGAAGAAGGCUCAAGUUUUGUUUCUUGAAAGAGUGUCUGAGUAUAGCAUGACAACUAGUUCAUUCCAGAAGGUGGCCACUCAAUCAGGAAAUGGUGGAACUCAUGUCAACCCAUGGCUGAUUUCAGCCAUUAAGGAUCUUCUAAAAAAACUGAACCCUCAGAUGUUAAAAUAUGACGGGUACCAUCCAAACAAAAAAGCUUAUCCUGGAAAGGUGUCAUUAUCUACUUUGCUUAAAUCAGGCAGGAAUACAAAGAUUGAUUUAGGUGGUUUUACGUACCUAAUUAAAGGCUGUGCCGGUAAGGGUGGAUUUGCACAAGUAUUCAAAGCAUACUUUGACAGUAAUCCGGAUGAGAUUGUUGCACUUAAGAUUCAAAAACCUGCAUUCCCAUGGGAAUUCUACAUGUAUCGUCAACUAGACUUACGGAUUCCACAAAAUGAGAGGUCGAGUUUUGGCUUUGCCCAUCGGAUGCAUCUUUAUUCAGACUACAGCAUACUUGUGUCUGAUUUUGUGGCUAAUGGUACUCUCCAGGAUGCCAUAAACGCUAAUGCUGCAAUUGGAGGUUCCAUGGAAGAACUCUUAUGCAUUUAUUACACCAUAGAGAUGCUAUGCAUGUUGGAAAGUCUGCAUGGUGCUGCAAUUAUCCAUGGUGACUUCAAACCUGAUAAUCUGCUUGUUCGUUAUGCAAGGGAUAAUCUAACAGAAGAUGUUGAGGCAUUUCGUAACCGCACUGGUCCAUGGCGCGACCAGGGACUGUGCCUUGUUGACUGGGGUAGGGGAAUAGAUAUGAGCCUCUUUCCUGAGAAGACACAGUUUAUAGGGGACUGUAGAACUUCUGGAUUUCGCUGCAUUGAAAUGCAGGAGAACAAGCCUUGGACAUUUCAGGUGGAUACAUAUGGCUUAUGCGUGAUUGUUCAUAUGAUGCUUUUCGGUUCCUAUAUGGAAAUCGAGAAAAGGACAACACGCGGGGGAACCUACAUCUACCAGCCCAAAUCACACUUCAAACGGUACUGGAAUACUAAACUGUGGGAAAGCUUGUUUACCAAGUGUCUGAAUUCAGAACCAAACGAAGAUCAGGUGGCUGUGUUGAAGGACCUGAGACAUGCAUUUCAAGAUUAUAUCUGCACAGAUCCUCAGUUGCUGAGAAAGCUUAGGCAAUCGUUACAGAAGCAAAAGACAUCGUUACACUAGCCGGUUCAGAUGUGCUUAGAAUCUUCAAUCACUAGGAAUUUCAGAAUUGCAGAUAAGACACCCUCAACUCCUACUACACUUAUUCUAGUAUAAUUGGUUCUUAGGUCCCUUCUUGAGCCCGGAUGUGGUUCUUCGUAUUCUUGACACGCUCGAAUCGUCUUUCACAUAAUUGAAUCUACAUUGUGUUCUGAGUCAAUAGUAUAUUUCAUAUUUGCUGUCAUAUAUUACAAGAUGAGAAGUACUACCUCCGUCCUAGUGUAUUUGUCCAGUUUGACUGCUUUGAGUCAAACUGGACAAACUUUGAACUUCAAUUACUCUCAAUUUAUAUUGCAUAUUAGCAUAAUGAAAUACAAUUUGAAAGUUCUCAAUACGAUAAAUCCAAUAAAGUCAUUUUUAUGUUAAAAUACAUUACGGUUUUUAUU
Messenger RNA from Cuscuta campestris, 2089 nucleotides. Lineage: Eukaryota; Viridiplantae; Streptophyta; Magnoliopsida; Solanales; Convolvulaceae. The record is from the annotation of a GenBank genome assembly.